Molecule: messenger RNA, 384 nt
Organism: Phytophthora infestans T30-4
Lineage: Eukaryota; Oomycota; Peronosporomycetes; Peronosporales; Peronosporaceae
Exons: 2
Coding region: 1-384 (127 amino acids)
Source: RefSeq, a predicted model, not a curated record
AUGGCCGCUCUGACAGCGGAGCCGGGGUUUCACUCGAGUGCCUUUGCAUUAGUUCCAAAAAGGGACGUCCCUUUAUCCGAAGAUGGGAGAAUCAUCCACGACUUAUCCGCGCCCCAAGGACUUUCGGUCAACGACAUUACGGACACGAGCCUGACACCAGACGCCCGUUGGGAUCAAUUCUCAUGUAUUUCCAUACGCAUCGUGGAACUCCGCACUCGGUAUCCAGGAUGCCGCAUAUACGCGCUCGUAGCAGAUAUCGCGGAAGCUUUUCAUCACGUGCCGGUCCACGCUCAUCAUUCGUCCGCGUUUGGGGGGACCUUCCCACGUUCACAUAUCGGCAUCGUUUCGGGGAUGGCGAACCGUUCUGGGUAUUCCAAUGGGUAG